Candida tropicalis MYA-3404 is the source of this 882-nucleotide messenger RNA. RefSeq lists its product as uncharacterized. The coding region runs from base 1 to 882 and encodes 293 amino acids. Gene Ontology annotation, cellular component: U2AF complex; spliceosomal complex. Gene Ontology annotation, molecular function: metal ion binding; pre-mRNA 3'-splice site binding. NCBI's taxonomy places the organism in Eukaryota, Fungi, Ascomycota, Pichiomycetes, Serinales, Debaryomycetaceae. Gene Ontology annotation, biological process: mRNA splicing, via spliceosome. The record is from RefSeq and is a predicted model, not a curated record. The transcript has a single exon.
AUGUCAUACGCCACACCAAGUGACUUACCUCCACGUCCAUCACAACCCAGAGACGGAAACCAGCUACGAAAUAAUGUCAAUGGAAGAGAAAACUUAGUUGUAUGUUUGUUUUAUACUAGGAUAGGAGCUUGUCGUCAUGGUGAAAACUGUUCCAAGAAACAUAUAAGGCCAAAUUCUUCCAAUACCAUUAUGCUUGCAAAUCUUUAUCAAAAUCCAAAAGUAAAGAAGAGUAAUAAUACCGACAAUGGAUCUGAGCAACUAAUCCCAGCCAGUGAAAGCGGGAAAACUGAAGUAGAAAUGGCGAAUGAAGAGGAACCACAAGAAGAUAAGGAAGAAAAACUGCAGCAACAAAAAGAGGUAGAAGAAUCUGAAGUUGAUCCCACUGAAGAAGAAAUACAAGAAUAUUUUGAUCAAUUCUAUGCAGAUGUUUUUGUUCACAUCUCACAGAUGAGGCCAAUUUAUAAACUUUCCGUGUGUGAAAACCAGAACGAUCAUCUUAAUGGUAAUGUGUAUGUGCAGUUUUUCAGUGAAGAAGAUGCAGGGUUCGUCAAUAGGCAGUUGAAUUCUGAAUGGUUUAAUGAAAGACCAGUAUACAGUGAAUUAUCUCCAGUGUCUGAUUUUGAAGAAGCUCAUUGUCGAGCCUAUGAUAAUGGAGGAUGCGAUCGUGGUGGAAGGUGUAAUUACAUGCAUGUCAGACAACCGACAGAAGAGCUCUUUGAUGAAUUGUUCCGAUGCCAACAAAAAAGUGCUUUUCAAAAAAGGCUAGGUAAUUUGAAAGAAAUAUGUAGCAAAGCUGAACAUAAUACCGCAGCUACUAAGGUUAGUGAGCAUACAAAUGAAAACAAUCCAGGAACUACAGCGUUACUCGAACAAUUAUCAUAA